AUGAGCGCCGCCGUCUGCGUGGUGGUCACGGUGCCCACCGAGGCGGAGGAGCUGAGGCUGAGCCCCAAGCCGCCGGACAGCGCCCGAUGUUGCCCCAGCUGCGGUGGCUGCCAGAGGAGCAAGUGUUCCGCCCGCGAGGUGUGCGAGCGCUGCUGGCGACUUGGCCAGAUAGCCGGGGCCACUGGAGGCGAGGCAACAGCGCCUCCCCACAGCAGAGCCCUGCAGCUGCCCGAGCUCAAGGAGGACGCCUCUUUGGAGCAGCUGCUGCGGGCGAUAGCCGGGGAACUGCGGCUGGAGGACGUCUUCUGGUCGCACGACGUCACCGGGAAGCAGCUGCAGGCGCGCUUCGACCUCCUGCAGGACGAGCGCUACGAACGGCUGCUGUGCACCCUGCAGGACUGGGGCGUCGGCGAGCGACCGGGCACCCACGUGUCCGCCCUCACCUGCCUGGAGACGCGGUCCAAGCCGGGCCCGCAGAGCCCCAGGGCCCAGGUCGCCGGCGAUCCCGAGGAGCAGGGCCAGGAGCAGGGCUGGCAGAGCUUCAUGGACUCGGUGAGGUGCCGGCUGAACGUCAACCAGGUGGUGCGCCAGGUGCGCCGCGACGCCACCCUGACCUUCGACUUCGUGGUGCUGCUGAUGGCGGCCGCCCUGCUCUCCUGCGUGGGCCUCGUCGAGAACAGCUUCCUGUUCCUGUCCAGCUCCAUGCUGAUCUCGCCCCUGAUGGGACCCAUAAUUGCGGCCAUUUUCGGCUCGGUGAUCGGCGACCGCGAGCUGCGCUGGCUGGGCCUGAAGAACGAGCUGCUCGGCAUCGCCGUGUCCGUGGCCAUUGGCUUCUUCUUCGGGGCCAUCGUCUGUGGCUUCGGCCACUUCUUCGCCAUAUCCGCCGGCCUCACGGAGGAGAUCGUCUCCCGCUGCGACACGCACUCCCUGGCCAUCGGCGUCUGCACCGCCCUGGCCUCGGGGGCGGCCGGGGCCAUAGCGGUGCUGGGCGGCAACACGGGCUCCCUGGUGGGCGUGGCCAUCUCGGCCUCCCUGCUGCCGCCGGCGGUGAACGCCGGCCUGCUCGGGGCCCUGGCCAUCGGGUGCCAGCUGCUGCCCGCCGACCACGAGCUGCUGGCCAGCCUGACGAAGCACCGCACCUACUCGGCGCUGCUCUCCGUGGAGCUGCUGGUCUGCGCGGCCGUCAGCAUGGCCCUGACCCUGCUGAACAUCGUCUGCGUCUGGCUGAUGGGCGUGGUGGUGCUGCGGAUCAAGGAGGUGGCUCCGGCGGUGCGGCGGCAUCAGCAGUUCUGGCGCCACGACGUGCGCACUGCCCGCGAGGUGGGGCUCCUGGACCCGGCGCUGCAGAGCGCCAUCGACCGCCUGGACGAGUCGCAGCUGGACGUGGAGGCGCCGCACUACCAGCGCACCUGGUCGCCGGGAAUGGAGCGGCAGGCGCGCAUCGGGGGCUCCGAAAUGGCCCUGGCCGGCUGCAAGGAUCAGCCGGACAACUACCACACGGUGCACGGCUUCCAGGAGUUCUGCAUCACGCUGCACCGCCUCAAGUCGGCGCACAAGGAAGCCCAGCCGCCGAGUGUGAUGGAGCUGUUUGCCCAGACCACUAAUACCACCACCACCACCACCACCACGGGGGGCAGCGGCUUCAGCAGCUGCCGCAGUCUGCCGGACGUCAGCAGCCAUUCACGGCUCUGGCCAUCCAGUGCCACGAGCAUCCAAGGCGUGGCAGCCACGGCAUCGCAGGGUCUGGCUGGCAGGGAGCGCGGCAAGCGGAGUGUCCACUGGCGCGAGGAGCAGCUGGGGAGGGACCUCGUCCUGAGCAAGGAGAUUCUGGGCAGCAGGGAGGGCAGCCCGCUCGGAAGGACCGGCCAGGUCCUCAUACCCCUGCCCAGUCUGGAGCCCCCGGCCGCGGCCGAUCGACCCCUGCAGCUGCUCCCCCACGGCAGGCCACAGGUCACCAGGCCCCCGGAGGAGCAGGACGAGUUCCAGGCUUAG
Drosophila takahashii is the source of this 1992-nucleotide messenger RNA. RefSeq lists its product as uncharacterized. NCBI's taxonomy places the organism in Eukaryota, Metazoa, Arthropoda, Insecta, Diptera, Drosophilidae. The record is from RefSeq and is a predicted model, not a curated record.